AUGUUUUUUCUCAACAAAAAGAAUGAAGAAAUUGAUGCCUCCACUCAAAAUCUGGAAUCUGACAUAUCAAUACCUUCGAAGUCAACGUCAAUUACAACCUUAUCAAGUCAAACAGAAGAUAAAGUCAAAACGAAUUUAAAGAGGACCACAGAAUCUCAUCUACCUCCAGAAUAUCCUAUCAAACCAGUGAGGAGAAGGAAAUUUAAUUUAACUAAAGAACAACUGAACAAAUAUAAUGACAUUCUUAAACAUUUUGAAAGUUUUAUUGAAAAAGAUAUACCUAUAAAUGAAAGUGUGAAUGCUGAGAAGCAUCCUAUAACCAAUCAAGAAAAGGCAUGGCUAACAAAAGAGUGCUUUUUAAGAUUUUUAAGAGCAUCAAAUUGGGAUCUAAACGCAACUAUAAAAAGAAUGGAAGAAACAAUAAUAUGGAGAAGAAGUUUUGGUUUAGUGUCGAUUCCAAAUGUAAUAGACUCAGCAGAUUUGAUAACUUCGGACACCGUGAGUCAUGAAAAUUCAUCAGGAAAACAACUAGUCUAUGGGUAUGAUUCAUUAGAAAGUAGACCAAUAUUGAUUUUAAGAAAUGGAUAUCAAAAUACUAAAUCAGGUCUAGGACAAGUGAAACACUUAGUAUAUAUGUUGGAGUCAGUGAUAAAAUUCAUGCCACCAGGUCAAGAUCAAAUUGCAUUACUCAUAGAUUUUGGAGCAGCUCCAAAAGAAUUAAACUUAUCAGCUUCAUUUCCAUCAUUGUCAAUUACUAAACAAUCUUUACAUAUUUUGCAAAAAUCAUACCCCGAAAUAUUAGGCGUAGGGCUAUUUCAUAACUUACCUUGGAUAGCCAAUGCAUUUAUGAAAAUUUCAAGACCAUUUGUUGAUCCAUAUACAAUGUCUAAGACCCAUUUUGACCUGUUUCAGAACUUUGUCCCUAAAGAACAAUUGUUUGCAGAAUAUGAGGGUGAUGUUGAGUUCAAAUAUGACCACGAACUUUACUGGCCGAAAAUGAAUGAAAUUGCAGACAAAAAAUAUAAGGUAUAUAUGGAAAAUUUUGAAAAGUUAGGUGGAACAAUUGGAUUAAGUGAAUAUGAUUUAAGGCUAGACGAAACAUAUUUAAACGGACUUCUAGCUAGAGAAGAAGUAGAGUUAUAG
Lodderomyces pseudojiufengensis is the source of this 1143-nucleotide messenger RNA. RefSeq names its product Pdr17p (gene PDR17). NCBI's taxonomy places the organism in Eukaryota, Fungi, Ascomycota, Pichiomycetes, Serinales, Debaryomycetaceae. The record is from RefSeq and is a predicted model, not a curated record. The transcript has a single exon. Bases 1 to 1143 code for a protein of 380 amino acids. Gene Ontology annotation, molecular function: phosphatidylinositol transfer activity.